Molecule: messenger RNA, 468 nt
Organism: Pogonomyrmex barbatus (red harvester ant)
Lineage: Eukaryota; Metazoa; Arthropoda; Insecta; Hymenoptera; Formicidae
Source: RefSeq, a predicted model, not a curated record
UUCUCUAGCUUUUCGUCUGGCAUUUCGACAAUCUCCUGGGCAGCUAUGGGAACAUCCAAUCACGCGCCGGGCAACUAUGGAAGCAUCCAAUCAGAACGCUCUCAUUAAUUACCUAAUUAUCAUCUGUCACGUCCCUCAGCCAAUCAGAACGCUCCAUUUCCACGUGGCAGACAGUUUUGACAGCUGGAGACCAUGCCCCUGGCACCAGAGAAAUGAUGAAGGCCUUGGCGGCAAAAGUAGUGGCCUCGGCGGCGGAGGAAAUGGUGACCUCGAUGGUAAUGGUGGUGGCCCUGGUAGCAGCGAUGGCCUCGGUUGCGGCCCUAAGAGCCGCUAUAUUUCUAAUUGUUUCUUUAGCUUUUUGAUUUCGGCUCUCAGGACGGAUAAAUCUUCCAUUUUUUCGCUUGUGUUAUUCAUUAUGCUGGAAAAAAAGCAUAUAUUAAAAAUUAUUUUAUAAGAUAAUUAUAUUUA